UCACCGCCUCUCUGUUGCCAUUUGUAUAACCUCCAGCGACACACAGCAGCUCAGCAAUCUUGUCCACUUGUCCGACUGAGCAGUGCACACACAGACGACGACGACACGAACGCCCAGACGGCCACGUCAACAGAUUAAAGACAGCGGGUUCUUUUCAUUCCCGAGUGACUUCCCUGACGGAUACAGACUAUCAUCCAACAACGCUCAUGCCAUUUUGUGUCGUCUUUUGUGGACCACUAGAUGCCAUUAAGGACAACAUGCACCAUCCUUACUCCGCCAUCCAGUGCAUGUGUGUCAAUCAUGUAGUCGCUCGCCCAGAAGUCAGCCCGUCUACCUGCCCCUCGCUUGCCCUUCUCUUUGCAUGUCUGCAUGGCCUCUGGAGGCCAGAGAAGCACUGAUGAGCCAGUACACUGACGUCUUUCCCCGUGUCCGUUCACCGCCCCACGGUCCACCAGCACCUUCAUGGGAAUGAGAUAGAAAUAGCGAUCACCAGGCACCGAGACGGCCAGCAGAUCAAAGUCUCCCUCAUCAUACAGCUGAGUGGCCUUCGUGCCGGCGCUCUUGUGCAGAACAACACAAGAAGAGCCGUUGUUGUUGCCGGUGUGAAGACGGGCCUGUUUGUGCUGAAUGAGGAAUCGCUUCCCAUCCCACCACCAGACGGCAUCGACAGGCGUCAUCUCGUAGAUGAGCUCCUGCCGGACGGCCACACCAGCAGCAGACAGCAGAGGGGCCCACACCGCAAUUGAUGCCUCGCCCUUCUGAUGCCUCUCCGACCGCUGCAGCAUGAUGUUCGCCAGCGAGUCCUUGGUGAAUGAGAGGUUCUGAUAGACCAACAGCAGCUUCUGCGACAGAGAUGCCGGGCCCUCAAGUGCCGUUGAGCAUCGGAAGCUCUCAUGGUCCCACUUGCCAUUCUCACGCAGAGUGAGUUUCCCAGAUGGGAUUCGCUGCAGGUCAGAUCCGUCGUAGCACCAGAUACGGAAGUCCAACAGAGCCACACAGACGACGGGAAUCUCCGGAUAAUUGUUGGUGAAAUUAAAUCGCCAGGCGCCGUCCUGGUUCUUCUGCCUGCACGUCUUCACUUGGACCGGCAGCCACGCAUCUUCACUCACACCAAAGGGCCGCACGGCGAGGUCAGCAUGUGCCCCCUCUCAGGUCCUCUGCACAACAAACCAUCGCCUCAGCAGAUCCAUCACACACUGCACACCCGAGUUGCCGACGAGCCUCCACUCCAUCUUCCGCCGGCACUCUGCAGCGGCGGCCUCGGCCAUUCCUUCAUCCUCCCAUCGCAGAAGGGCGUCAGCAUCAGCAGGCCUUGAAGAAAGUCGUCGAGAUGCCGUGGUCAAGGGAGAGAGGGACGCACUGACGGCGAACCGGCGACGAGAGGCGGAGAUGAUGAUGCCCCUUUGCAUUGAUGAAGCCACCAUCAU
This is a messenger RNA of Vitrella brassicaformis, 1427 nucleotides long. The record is from the annotation of a GenBank genome assembly. Lineage: Eukaryota; Vitrellaceae.